AUGCUCUCACGUGUUGCUGCAGUGAAGGCACCCCGCACACACAACCGCCGCCGCGUGACCGGAUCCAGCGGAAGGAGGAGGGAAGGAAGAGAGAGUGAGCCGCAGAGGCCCAACAUGUCCCGGCAUUACUUCUGCUCUGCGGUGCUGCUACUCGUCGUGAUGAUGUGCUGCGGCAGUGGAGCUGUGCACGCUGAGCAGGCAGGGGCCACUGUUGAUCCGUUUAAGGGGAAGACGUCGAUACCGCUUACUAAUUGGAAGGAGUUUAACGAGGCCGGAAGGAAAAUCACCUCGCUCCGUGUUCCUGGCCUCGUUAAAGUGGGUGAAGAUGUAUUUGCCGUUGCUGAAGCGCAGUGCGGGGAGGAGAAGGGAGCCGGCAGCUGUGCUGGGAUUGUGUCAAAGCACCUGAAUAUAAGUGGCAGCGCAUUGGAUAUUUCUACGUCGGAUACAAGUUUGUUUUGCAUGCAACUUGUGGACACCGCCGCGAAUAAUUUUGGGACAACGGAAUUGUUGCGACCAACGACGCUUUUGCUUGGGGACAGUGUUUACAUGCUCCUGGGAAACCAAAGCCGUACAAAGCCGCAGUUUCAAGGCACGAAUGAGCGGGGUCUUUUACUCGUGAAGGGAACUGUCUCUGACGAGGGUGGAAACAACAAGAAACUUUUGUGGAAUGAGGCCCAUGUGGUGAAGCCUGAACCCAGAGGAGAUUCUCUUUCCUUGACCGAGUUAAUUGGCGGUGGAGGAUCGGGCGCUGUGAUGGGUGAUGGCGCGCUUGUGUUUCCCAUGCAGGCCAAAAACAAGGAUGAAGAGCGCGUUUUACUUUCUAUGCGUUUUACCCCGUCAAAGAACAAAUGGGAGCUUCCGCAAAUAACGCCUGGUAACGGCUGCAGGGAUCCAACCCUGGUGAAGUGGAAAGAAGACAAAUACGACGAAAGACUCUUCAUGAUGGCUCAUUGUGCUGGAGGCUACUAUGACGUUUAUAGGUCCACUGAGGAUGGGUACAAUUGGAAUCCAUUGGGUGAGCCAAUUACCCGCGUGUGGGGCAACUCACAUGGUCGAACAGGGGACGGCGUUAAGAGCGGAUUCACCACCGCAAUCAUUGAGGGUAAGGAGGUGAUGCUCAUCACCGCGCCGAUGUAUGCCGCAAAGGAAAAUGGAAGUGGAGAGGGUCGGCUCCAUCUUUGGGUGACGGACAAUGCACGCGUGCAUGAUGUUGGGCCGGUAUCUCGUGAGGGUGAUGACGCUGCCGCCAGUUCUCUUUUGGUGAAAAGUGAGGAUGAGCUGAUUUUACUGUACGAGAAGAGGAAUGGUGACAAGCCAUACAGUCUUGUCGCCAUGCGCCUGACGGAGCAGCUGGAGCGGGUAAAGUCUGUGGUGAAGACAUGGAAGGAUUUGGACAGCGCCUUGAGAGUUCCCACUGAAGGGCUGGUUGGUUUUUUGUCCAGGACGUUGAACGGGACUGCAUGGAAGGACGAGUACCUCGGCGUGAAUGCCACAGUGGGGAGCGGAGUGACCAGCACGGAGAGCGGUGUGGCUCUCAAGGGAGCAGGGGCGGAGUGGCCUGUUGGCGACAUGGGGCAGACUGUGCCGUACUACUUUACAAACAACAAGUUCACUCUUUCGGCGACGGUGACCAUCCACGAGGUGCCGAAGGCAGGCAGCAUCCCCGUUCCUUUGAUUGGUGCGAGGCUGAACGACACGGACAGCACGGUGCUCUUUCAGCUGUCGUACACGAGUGAAAGAAAUUGGAACUUCACACUUCACAAGAAGGAGUUUUUGGUGAAGCCGUCCGGUGAUGUUGGCAAUUGGGAAACAAACACGGCAAUUCGAGUGACGGUGCAAAAGGAUAACGAUGAUGAAUGGUUUGUGUACGCUAAUGGGAGAAAAAUAUACGAGACGGAUGAAAAGGAAAUGGCUCAGGACAUUAACGCUGAUCAGUUUGGUACACACAGGAUCUCACACUUCUUCUUUGGUGCGGGCAAUAAUGAAGAUGAAGGGAGCAGCCCUGUGACGGUGGCUGAUGUCCUUCUGUACAACGACGCGCUGUUUGGCGAUGACCUCAAAAACCUCAACGCCAGGACAGUCCCUAUUCGACAUCCGGCUGCCGAAGAACUGCACACUGCGGUGAAAGUCACAACGACGGGGGAAAAAAGGCAGACGGCCACACA
Molecule: messenger RNA, 2165 nt
Organism: Trypanosoma cruzi
Lineage: Eukaryota; Euglenozoa; Kinetoplastea; Trypanosomatida; Trypanosomatidae
Product: trans-sialidase, putative
Exons: 1
Molecular function (GO): exo-alpha-sialidase activity
Source: RefSeq, a predicted model, not a curated record